Peromyscus maniculatus bairdii (prairie deer mouse) is the source of this 1320-nucleotide messenger RNA. Lineage: Eukaryota; Metazoa; Chordata; Mammalia; Rodentia; Cricetidae. The record is from RefSeq and is a predicted model, not a curated record.
AUGUUGGAGAACUACAGCAACCUGGUUUCUGUAGGCCUUUCUGUAUCAAAGCCAGAGCUAGUCACCUGUCUUGAACAGAACAAAGAACCCUGGAUCAUGAACAUAGAGAAAACAGAAGGUAGAGACUCAGCUCUGUCAUUUUCUGAGACCCAGGAGAUCUCCCAACAGAAGUACAAACAAGAUUCUUUACAGGAAGAAAGAGCAAGCUUAUUUGAAACUAUUGGUCUUAACAUGCUACAUACAAGGAAGUUCUGGGAUUAUCAUGGUGACAACAGAGAAAAUGAGUCAUGUUAUCAUGAGAGUGAUGUUUAUGAGAAACAUGCUAAAGGCAUUAUUUAUGAAAAUCAUCAAGAAUUUCUGGUCUGUCCAAAGAGAGCACACUCUGUGUCAGUUACAAGUUCAGAAUCAAAUGAUUAUAUGGAAAAAUAUUCACCCCAAGCAUGGACACCUGGCUAUACUCUAUAUGGAUAUAUGGAAACUUCACAAAGAGACACAGAGUGUAACACUUCAAAUUCUUUGCAACACUUUUCAAGUGCUGUGCAAUUAAAUGAUACUCCAAUAGUCCCUGAAGAAAGGACUUCUUUAAGCACAGAAAAGUAUUUGAAUUGUCAGCAGUAUUGUAUUUCCUAUACUCAAAAUUCAGUUGAGGUUCCUGAACAGUUACUUCCACUUCAUGUCAACAUCCACAAUUUAGAUCAACAUAAAUAUUUUAGGAAUGAAAUGUGGCAUAAUAUGUAUCAUAAGAAAAGAAGUUGUGAAAAUUCCAAUAUAUUUAGUGAUGUUGAUAAUGACCUUUCUAAGCUUUCUUUAGUAAAUAAUUACCAGAAUAGUCAGUUUGAAAUACCUUUUAAUGGCAAGAACUCAUGGACUUACUCUACGAAUUAUGUAAUUUCUAGUAAUUCUCACAUAAAUACAUGCUCAAUAGUUAAUCAUUUUGAAACCCAUGAACAUCAGAACGUUUUUAGUAAGUACUCAAACACUUCUUCACAAAAACAUGAAAAUAGGCAAGAGAAGAACAGGACAAGCAAGCACCAUGACCAAAUUCUUAAUGAAUUCUCAAACUGUAUUCAGUAUAAUGGAACUAGUACUCAAGAAAUUUAUGAGAGACUCAGAGGUGAUGCAUGCAAGAAGGUAACAAUUGAAUCCUCAAAUCUGGAGAUGGAUAAUAUGAAGCAUACAGGAAUAAAAUUUUGCAAGAUUAAAGAAUGUGAUAAAUUCUUUGAUUUCAAUUCAAAUAUCAUUCAAAAUGAUUCAAGUCACACUGCAGAAAAGAAGCCAUACAGAUAUAAUGAUUGUGGAAAGUCCUAUAAAUCCAUAUAG